Molecule: messenger RNA, 1450 nt
Organism: Naegleria gruberi
Lineage: Eukaryota; Heterolobosea; Eutetramitea; Acrasida; Naegleriidae
Exons: 3
Coding region: 61-1383 (440 amino acids)
Source: RefSeq, a predicted model, not a curated record
CAAAAUUGUCACACUUUUCACAACCGGAAAAAACAAGAAUAGAGAGAAUUGAAGAGAAUCAUGAGUGGAGCAACGUUAUAUCUUCUUGGAAGACAUCUGACUAACAAGGUGACAGAGAAUUUACAAGAAACUGCACCUGAUCAUUCACCAGUUUUGACUCAUAGGGAGAAACCUAACUUUGUAAAAAUCAAUAUUGCCAACCAAUGUAGAAAUUACAGAAACGAGGAUUAUGAUGUCUUCUUUUCAGCAUUGGAAUCACACAUUGAUCAAGUAUCAAUUGGUUCAGACUUUCUUCUCAUUCUCCUCUCGGAUGGUUCACUCUACACAAUGGGAAUUAAUAGAACGUGUUUUCAUAUGGGACUUACUACUGUACCAUUGGAUUCAUUUGCUACAAGAUCAGUCUAUUAUUUACAUCAGCUCAAAGAUAAACCAGUGAAAAUGAUAUCGAGUGGAGGAUUUUACAGCAUUGUUGCAACUAGAAAUGACGAAUUGUAUGGAAUUGGGGCUAAUGAUUAUGGUCAAUUCAGUGUCUAUAGCUCUUCAACUCACAAAAGCAAUGCCAACCCACUCAAAAUUGAUUAUGGAAAGAAGGAAGGAGAUAUAAUUACUCAUAUGACUUGCUGUUUUUCAUUCUCAGUCGUUAUUAUCAAUGGAACAGAUAUGAGAGUUGCAGGACAAGAUUGGAUUGCAGAUGAAACUCAAACACCUAAUUUGGUAAAUUCUCGACACGUUAUCACCAAAACAUUUAAAACCUUCCCUUCCCCUGUGUACCAACUCAAAUCAGGAGCAUUUCACAUUGUUGCCCUCCUUAAGGAUGGUCGUAUUUUCUGUUGUGGAAGUAAUUCGAGGGAUCAAUUGGGCAGUGUCUACAAUACUUCAAGGAAGGGAAUUCAGGAAGUCUUUCUGGAUAAUCAAAUAGAAAAACCAAUUGGUAUUAAUUGUGGAUCUGAUUUUACUCUCUUCCUUAAGAGUGAUAGAACCAUUGAUAGAUUGGGUUCAUCGAGAUAUCCUAAAUUUGAUGUUCUCCUUUUCAAAGGGUUGGAAAAGUUCAAUGAUGCACUGGAUGUGAACAUGUGUGAGCAAUUAUUGUCCAUCUCUAGACCCGAUUGUAUUCAUAUUAGAGGAAACAACAAUACAUUCACUCUGGGAGAUGGAGAGGAUGAAUACUAUGAACUCGAUAUGGAUUACAAUGAUAUUUUCCAGACACCAGUCACUCCAGAAAUUGUUGGUGUCAGUGCCAGAUAUUAUCACAUUGCUUUUUACUUGAAAACAGAUAUGAAAAUUUCCAAACAUUUUGUCUUUCUCAAGAGAAGAAUUGACAACUCAAAGCUGAGUGACAUUUCAAUCAGGACAAUUAUUAGUGGUGGAGGUUUGGCUUAUUAAUAAUGGAUACAUUUCAUCCCUUAAAAGUUGCAAAUCUUCGAAUAAAUGAUAUCAAAGUAUUGAGGAU